GGCGGGGCGGUUCCACUAGGCUUACCAUGGCACAGCAACGUGGGGUCAACAGCCUGCGCUUCAACCAAGACCAGAGCUGCUUCUGCUGUGCUAUGGAGACUGGUGUCCGGAUUUAUAACGUGGAACCUCUCAUGGAAAAGGGGCAUCUUGAUCACGAACAGGUAGGCAGCGUGGGUCUGGUCGAAAUGCUGCAUCGAUCCAACCUCCUGGCGAUUGUGGGUGGAGGAGGCAACCCGAAAUUCUCUGAGAUUUCAGUCUUGAUCUGGGAUGACGCUCGCGAAGGGAAAGAGGGCAAAGACAAACUGGUGCUGGAGUUCACUUUCACCAAGCCAGCUCUGGCCGUCCGCAUGAGGCACGACAAGAUUAUCAUUGUUCUGCGGAACCGGAUCUAUGUGUAUUCCUUCCCUGACAACCCCGUCAAGCUCUUUGAGUUUGACACCCGGGACAACCCCAAAGGCCUCUGUGAUCUCUCUCCGAGCCUGGAGAAACAGCUCCUGGUUUUCCCUGGGCACAAAUGUGGCAGCUUGCAGCUAGUGGACCUUUCCAGCACAAAGCCCGGCACCUCCUCUGCCCCGUUCACCAUCAACGCCCACCAGAGCGAGAUCGCCUGCAUCUCCCUCAACCAGCAGGGCACAGUGGUGGCUUCCGCCUCUAAGAAAGGCACCCUCAUCCGCCUCUUCGACACCCAGACCAAGGAGAAGCUCGUGGAGCUCAGGAGAGGGACAGACCCUGCAACACUGUACUGCAUUAACUUUAGCCACGACUCAUCAUUCCUCUGCGCCUCCAGCGACAAAGGAACCGUCCACAUCUUCGCCCUGAAAGACACCCGUUUAAACCGCCGUUCCGCACUGGCACGCGUGGGGAAGGUCGGGCCCAUGAUCGGCCAGUACGUGGAUUCUCAGUGGAGCCUGGCCAGUUUCACCGUGCCGGCCGAGUCGGCCUGCAUCUGCGCUUUCGGCAGGAACACCUCCAAGAACGUCAACUCGGUCAUCGCUAUCUGCGUGGACGGCACUUUCCACAAAUACGUCUUCACUCCGGACGGAAACUGCAACCGGGAGGCCUUUGACGUCUACCUGGACAUCUGCGACGACGAUGACUUUUGAGCCCAGCUUGGCC
This is a messenger RNA of Euleptes europaea (tarantolino), 1116 nucleotides long. RefSeq names its product WD repeat domain 45 (gene WDR45). Gene Ontology annotation, biological process: protein lipidation; protein localization to phagophore assembly site; autophagy of mitochondrion. NCBI's taxonomy places the organism in Eukaryota, Metazoa, Chordata, Lepidosauria, Squamata, Sphaerodactylidae. The transcript has 10 exons. The record is from RefSeq and is a predicted model, not a curated record. Gene Ontology annotation, cellular component: phagophore assembly site membrane; extrinsic component of membrane; cytosol. Gene Ontology annotation, molecular function: phosphatidylinositol-3,5-bisphosphate binding; protein binding; phosphatidylinositol-3-phosphate binding. Bases 27 to 1103 code for a protein of 358 amino acids.